Molecule: messenger RNA, 880 nt
Organism: Lathyrus oleraceus (garden pea)
Lineage: Eukaryota; Viridiplantae; Streptophyta; Magnoliopsida; Fabales; Fabaceae
Product: SKP1-like protein 1A
Exons: 1
Coding region: 103-678 (191 amino acids)
Biological process (GO): ubiquitin-dependent protein catabolic process
Source: RefSeq, a predicted model, not a curated record
UAAUUGCUUAUAAAUAGUGUCGAGGAGUUGCGUAGUUUAUAUGUUGCAGGGUUAGGGUUUAUAGUUUUGAAGAAUAGUAUUCAAGAAUCAAAGUUGAAUUGAAUGAUGGCAUCAACAAAGAAGAUCAACCUCAAGAGUUGUGAUGGUGAUAUCUUUGAAAUCGACGAAGCGGUGGCGUUGGAAUCACAAACGAUAAAGCAUAUGAUUGAAGAUAAUUGCGCUGAUGCUACCGGAAUCCCUCUUCCAAAUGUAACCAGCAAGACUUUAGCAAAGGUCAUCGAGUACUGCAAGAAGCAUGUUGAGGCUGCAAAUUCUCAAGAAAAGCGUGUUGUUGAGGCUGCAAAUUCUCAAGAAAAGCGUGCUGUUGAGGCUGGAAAUUCUCAAGAAAAGCAUGCUGUUGAGGCUGGAAAUUCUCAAGAAAAGCAUGUUGUUGAGGAUAAUCUCAAGAAUUGGGAUGCGGAAUUCGUGAAGGUUAAUCAAGUGACACUGUUUGAACUCAUAUUGGCUGCAAACUAUUUGGACAUCAAGAGUCUGUUAGAUCUUACAAGCAAGGCUAUUGCGGCCAUGAUGGUUGGUAAGACACCCGAGGAAAUUCGCAAGAUGUUCAACAUUGCCAAUGAUUUCACUGAAGAAGAAGAGGAGGAACUUCGUGAGGAAAAUAAAUGGGCUUUUGAAUGAUUACACAAAAUGUCUUAAUUGCAUUUACAUACUUAGUUUUAACAUUUAGUUAGACAUAGAGUCAUAAGUUUAGAACUGCAGUAUGUAGAUUUAUACAUAUUCGAUGCUGUGUUGAUUGUUUUCUGCAUUCCUUCUGUUUGGAAUUUAUAUUGAAACAGUUUGUGUAUCUUUUCUUAUAAUUCUAUCAUUCUGAUCUCUUUCA